Molecule: messenger RNA, 1821 nt
Organism: Cicer arietinum (chickpea)
Lineage: Eukaryota; Viridiplantae; Streptophyta; Magnoliopsida; Fabales; Fabaceae
Product: tRNA-specific adenosine deaminase TAD3
Biological process (GO): tRNA wobble adenosine to inosine editing
Cellular component (GO): cytoplasm; nucleus
Molecular function (GO): tRNA-specific adenosine-34 deaminase activity
Source: RefSeq, a predicted model, not a curated record
UCUUCUUGUUGGGUCGGUUAUGUUAUUGACCCAAUGUACAAUUAGGCCUCGGCCUGUUUUUCUAAUUUUUUUUUUAAGUUAACGACGUCGUUUUGCUUUGUUUAAAAAAGGGUCGGGUCUAGUACACAUAAGCCCCCACUCCCGUCGCCGCCGCAUCGGCGUAUACGUUCUCCCUCAAACGUAUCGCCGUCACGCAGAAAAUGACAAAUAACAACUUAAUCCUGCACAUCCCAGACGAGCCGCCACACGACCUUCACCAUCAACCUACUGUUAGUGUUUUUGCUUCUUCCAUCGAUCCGAAGCAUGCCAAUCAAAUUGUGAGGCGUUUGAAUCAGAUAGCGCCGCUCGAAGAUCUCCGUCAUGUGAAGCGAAUUCAGAAGAAAGUUCUGGAAGGAGGACAAAUACAGCUAUCAGUGAUCUUGUGCCUGGCCUAUGAAGGUGACAAUCAACUCGAUCAUGUGCCACCUCUUCUUCAGGAGUUGAUCAGUUCCUAUCAGUUGAGUCCUUUUAUUACAAAAGUCUGCAAAUAUGCCGCAACAUCAAAAGAAGAGUGGCAAGAGCAAUGCAAAUUUUGGCCAACGUCAUAUCAUCCAAGAACUUACAACAUUGAUGGCAUUACUGGAUUUAGCGAGGAGGACUCGCAAUCAGUUUUGAAGUUUAUGCAAUCUGCAGUUGAGUUGGCAACAUCUGAUGGCUUGGUAGUCAACGCUGCAGUGAUAGUGGAUCCUUCAGCUAAGCAAAUAAUUUCAACUGCACGUGAUGAAGUUUUUUCGUGGAACACUUGCAAAGAUGAAAGCUGCUAUAGAAAAUCAGAUUUAUCUAGUUCUCAUCCUAUUUCCAAUAGCUUGGAUCCCCAGAAACUGUUACAUUUAAGAAGUUCCUGCAAUCAUCUCAAACAAUCAUAUGCACGUGUCGGUUGUCUAUAUCCUUGGCAAUGGGCUGAGCAGCAAUCGCAUUCAGAGAGUUCAUAUUAUUGUCAUCCUUUGCGACAUGCUGCCAUUGUAUCUAUAGAAUCAUCUGCUGCCAGAGAUAGACAUCUUUUUCCCAAUGAUGAGAGCAGUAAAGAAAAAAAUUUGGAAUCGGAUCAUGAGAGUCUUUCGACAAGCUCUUCUUCAAAGAGACAGAAAACUGUUGAGGGUGAUGAUAAAUUGAAUGCUCAAAGUCAAACUUCCAAUCAGAUUGAGGACAAUGAUAAAUUGAAUACUCAUAGUCAAACUUCCAAUCUUCUUUCAGCACGACCUUACUUAUGCACUGGUUAUGACAUAUAUCUUGUUUGGGAACCUUGCACAAUGUGUGCCAUGGCCCUUGUCCAUCAGAGAAUUAGGCGGAUAUUUUAUGCUUUUCCAAACCCUAAAACCGGUGCCUUGGGAAGUGUUUACAGAUUGCAGGGUGAAAAGAGCUUAAAUCAUCAUUAUGCAGUUUUCAGAGUUUUGUUGCCGGAAGAGGCCCUUCAUAAAUGUGAUACUUGAAUUGCAGAAGCUGAAGAAACUAGUAUUUGACAGAUUUGUUGAGUAGCCGAUGUAACUUCUUAAAAUUAAGAGUAGAUGAAGGAUUUUAGCAGCAGAUACUAUUUAUUAGUGAAUAUUGAACUUUGGUGAUUAAGUAGCAGUUGUACCUUCGGAAUCGUAUUUGAAAGCAUUUUUUGUCUGUCAUGGAAAGCAAGGUCAUAUUGACACUUUUACACCAAAAUGGAUUCGAAUUUUGCUUGUUUAAACUAAUUACCAAUCUAAUACCUUCUGUAAAUUUUGGUACACUAAAAAUAGGGUAGGGUAUUAUUGACAUUUGUUUCUUAAUGUUAUAAAUAAGGUAAUUACAUGGUUU